AUGACCGGCUUCCGACUGGGUUGUGGCGGCAAAAAGCUUUCACCGCCGGGGCCAACUAAGCCCACAGCAUUGGUUGACGAGGUUUCUGCCCCAAGAGGGUUUGGAAUCCGCAAUUACUUGCACCAGUUUUAUCAAUCGCCAACAGUUGAAGAUAUCGAACAGAGUGGAGCAUGGUAUCUUUUGCCACCUCCACCUGCCCAACGACGAGGCCUUUUCUUCUGUAGAAUUGCUACCGUAUUGGGUCUAUUGUUGUUAGUGGCCGGAGCUGUUUCUAUCAUUAUCGGAUAUUCUUGGCCUCAGGAAGGUAUUGAAGAGUCCAUCACACGAAUCGUUAUUUACCAGGAUGAGGAUGGAGGUUAUUACGUGCCACAAGAACGUCUACAACAAAUGCUUCUGGAUCCUAUGAGGCAUUGGAAAACUGCCGGCUUCUGUUUAUUCGCUUCCGGAGCUUUAACAUUGGCAAUUUCUUUAAUUAUUCCCACUUUGGCAGCAUGCAUUGGAUCAAAACGAUUGGCCGGUUUCAUGAGCGAAGACAAUUCACCUAAUGAACCGCCAGUUCGUAUUUAUCCUAAUGACAAAUCCAUCAUAGCAGCUACUAGUUGUCCCGUUCCUGUUGUGGAAGAGAUCACAAAAGUCCAACCGGAAGGCCAUUCCGGAACAGACAAUAAGAGCCAAGCACUACUCGAUUAA
Auanema sp. JU1783 is the source of this 690-nucleotide messenger RNA. Lineage: Eukaryota; Metazoa; Nematoda; Chromadorea; Rhabditida; Rhabditidae. The record is from the annotation of a GenBank genome assembly.